AUGGCUCAAAUACACAACAAUGGCGCCGCCGUUCCCUCUCGUCAUGAUGGGCUUGCACGUCCCUCUCCCUUAGCAUGCCUGGAGUGCCGUCGAAAGCAUCUUCGGUGCGAUGCAACGUAUCCGACAUGCGCACGAUGUGUGACGGCUCGGCUGCAGUGCAACUACACAUCGUCCCGCCGUGGCGGUGGUCGCAAACGGCAGCGAGAAGAUGAGCCAGCCGCCAAUCGAGAAUUCAACCGGCUGGCGCACGAACGGCAAAUCUCGAGCGAGGCAGAAGCAGAGGCAGAGCACCAGCACGAGCCCUCUGCACGCACGCCGGGCAACCAAGACGCUUCAGUCUCUGGACAGAACAACGGCCAUGCCAAUGUGAGGGCCCCCUUCCACGGCGAAUCAGAACCGCUGGAGUCUUUCCAAUUUGGACUCGACAACCUCUACAAUAUCCAAUCCAUGUUACAGCCUGUAUCUGUCGCCGAAGGCUCUUCCGCAUGGGUCGAUGACGAGGCCUUGGUGAACUUAUACUACACCUUCUUCCAUCGCGCCCAUCCCAUCUUGGUCCCGAGGCAUCUGUACGACGCACAAAACUAUCCUAGGUAUCUCCGGCUCACCGUGCAAUUCAUCGGCAGCCAUUACUCGACAACGCUCUCCAGCGACACCCUUCGAAGCAUGACUGCAAGGGCGCUGGCAGACGACAGCCAGAGAGCAGCGAGCAUGGUCCAAGCGCGGCUGCUGUUUUCCAUCGCUCUGCAUGCCCGCUUUGAAAUCUCGGAGGCCGAGGCCAGCCUGUCUCGCACCGUCGAGCUGGCAUUGGAGCUUGGGAUUCACAAACAGAGCUACUGCGUCAUCAACAGAGUGCGGCACCCUGUCGAGGAAGAAUCGCUCCGGAGAACGUGGUGGGAGCUGUUCAUUGUGGACGGGUACAUGGCGGCGCUGCAUCGCAAAACGACGUUUAGGAGUCGGUCGGUCUCGACGGACGUGCUCCUGCCAUGUGAAGAGUCGGCGUAUACCCAGGGCGAUAGCAUACCGGAGCCGCUGAGCCUAGCUCAAUUCGACGCCCGCCUGUUCAUCGAGGACGAGCUCCAGUUUUCCUCCUAUUGCUACCGGAUCGAUGCGGUGCGGAUCCUGGCCCGGGUGAUCUCAAUCGCCCGAACCCACGAGCCGCACCCGGACGAGGUGCAAGCCGUCGACAAUGCGUUGGUCGGCUGGAUUCAUCACCUGCCAGCGGGCAAGAGCGAGAUCAUCAACGCCUUUGGCGAGCUGGAUCCCAUGAUCUUCCAGGCGUACAUGAUCAUCCAGUACGCCAGCAUCUAUUUGCACUGUCCUCGCAGCGACCUCAACCUCCCCGCAGUGGUAGAGCUCUCCUGUGGCCAGAGCGACUGUCACACCUCCCCGAUCUCGACGCAACACACGCACGCCGUCAUCGCCACUGACGCUUCCAAGCAGCUGUCCAGUCUCGCCGCGCUGCGCACUCCCGUCCGCCAGCACACGCCGUUCUUCAUCUGCGCCGUCGUCUUGAGUGCAAUGGUGCAACUCUCGGCCUGCUUGGUACAUCCGCGCCACUGCCAUCAACUGCAUCGCGACCGCGUCAGUCUGAUCAUCGGGGUGCUGAAGUCCCUGACCCAGACCUGGGCAUUGGCGCAGAACGCCCUCAGGAUGAUUCGCAAGGUGGCCUGGGAAGUGCUAGAAGGAGGCGGAGGCUCGCAACAACAGCCUGAGCCUCAGUCUCAAGCUGCCAAUGGGUCGACGGGGGAUAGCGGCGUGGAUGUGCGAGGCUUGCUUGAUGAUGAUUCAACCAGCAGAGACCAACCGUCUUGGAUGGGCGUCAAUUUCGAUGGCUUACAGGACCUGAUGCAUCUCGAAACCAACGCUGCCUACUUUCCUUGCAAUUAA
Molecule: messenger RNA, 1887 nt
Organism: Capronia coronata CBS 617.96
Lineage: Eukaryota; Fungi; Ascomycota; Eurotiomycetes; Chaetothyriales; Herpotrichiellaceae
Exons: 1
Coding region: 1-1887 (628 amino acids)
Biological process (GO): regulation of DNA-templated transcription; DNA-templated transcription
Molecular function (GO): DNA binding; zinc ion binding; DNA-binding transcription factor activity, RNA polymerase II-specific
Source: RefSeq, a predicted model, not a curated record